AUGCAAACUCUCGUGACUCAUCUGUCACUUACGAAAAUCAAAGAAUUUUACAAAGCCCUCUCCACCCAAACUUGUUUUCCAUUUCUUACUAAUACUUUCAUUAUUUGUGACGAAACUCGACAAACCAUUUAUUUCAGCGCUGCGAUUCAAGAAAUCCAGAGAUGUGCUAAUAUAGUCCCUUUGAAUGUUAUCCAUCGAACUACAAAAGACACAAGCAUUGGCAAUAUCCCCAUUCCUAACAACACUUAUGUUAUUGGGCACAUCAACCAUGUCAUGGCUCGCUCACCAGUUUUUGAAAAUCCUAAGGAGUUCAGACCAGAAAGAUUUCUCAUGGAAGAUGGAGUCACUCCUAAUAAAAUAGAACCUGCAAAAGGAUAUGAGAUUGAUCUCGAGCCCAUUUUUGCUGCAGUUUUGCUACCAAAGUCACAACCUCUACGACUUACUCCGUUGUCAUCUCACCACUAG
Molecule: messenger RNA, 465 nt
Organism: Cylicostephanus goldi
Lineage: Eukaryota; Metazoa; Nematoda; Chromadorea; Rhabditida; Strongylidae
Source: the annotation of a GenBank genome assembly